Messenger RNA from Laetiporus sulphureus 93-53, 670 nucleotides. RefSeq lists its product as uncharacterized. The transcript has 3 exons. Gene Ontology annotation, molecular function: copper ion transmembrane transporter activity. The record is from RefSeq and is a predicted model, not a curated record. Gene Ontology annotation, biological process: copper ion transmembrane transport; intracellular copper ion homeostasis. The coding region runs from base 62 to 592 and encodes 176 amino acids. Gene Ontology annotation, cellular component: plasma membrane. NCBI's taxonomy places the organism in Eukaryota, Fungi, Basidiomycota, Agaricomycetes, Polyporales, Laetiporaceae.
GUGGAUAGUGAUAAUAGCCGCGGCUGCGGCCGUUCCAGUUUCAAUCGCGUCCACCAAUGGCAUGGAUAUGUCGAUGGACGAUGCGAUCAAUUUGGCGUCUGGGGAGAUGUUGCCGUACCUCCACUUUACACCGGGCGAUAUCCUCUGGUUUCAGGGAUGGGUUCCGUCGAGUGCAGGCGCGAUGGUUGGAACCUGUAUUGGGUUGCUUUUGUUGGCGAUGGUGGAGAGGUGGAUUGCUGCUGCGAGGGCCGUUAUGAACUACCAUUGGAGUCAACGAGCAUACGUUAAUUACCCAGCAUGCCAGGAACAAGAUGCGCUGCCCGUCACAGCGCUAGAAUCCGAGUCCAAGCAAACACCUUCAACAAGGUCAUAUGCAGUCGUUCGCUCUACCACCCGCAUACUCCCGCCGUUCGUUUUCGAACAUGACGUACCACGCGGUAUCUUUCUCAUACUGCAAGCAGCGCUGAGCUAUGCUUUCAUGCUGGUCGUAAUGACCUGGCAGUUGGGCUUCAUCUUCUCCAUUCUAGUUGGUUUGGGGAUUGGGGAGAUGCUGUUUGGGCGGUUUGCCAAUCACGACUUGCAUCUUCCCUAAUGACGAUGCAUGGAUUGGACGCCCAUGGGCUUCUUGGCGGUUGUAUUACUACAUGUAGCUUGUGGUCUUCAGACGGGU